AUGAACAAAGUAAGGUUCUGUUGGUGUAGUAGUUUAAAACUACGACCGUCGUUGCCAUUAGCUGUUGCAAUUGUUGCUCAUUUAUCAAUGCGUUUUUCCGGUAUUAAUGGUAUUAUGUAUUAUUCAACAGCUUUAUUUGAGCGUGCUAAUAUUGGAAAAAAUAGCUCAUACGCAACAAUUGGUGUCGGGUUUACUUCGAUUCUAAUGACAAUUUUGUCUGGAUAUUUAAUGGAUCGUGCUGGUCGUCGUACUUUACAUUUAAUUGGCCUAACAGGGACAUUUAUAUGUAGUGUAUUAAUAACAAUUACAUUUAUUUUUGCACAUUUAGCUGAUUGGUUAAAAUAUUUUUCAAUUACAUUUGUAUUUGCAUUUGUCACCUUUGUUGGUCUUGGUCCCGGAAAUGUCCCAUGGGUUAUUGUACCAGAAAUAUUUGCGCAAGGUGCUCGACCAGCCGCUACAAGUGUAGCAAUGGUAACUAACUGGUUAUCUAAUUUUACUGUGGGAUUAAUAUUUCCAUUAUUAGCUGAUAAUAUUCCACACUAUGUAUUUCUACCAUUUGCCAUUAUGACAUUAUUAGCAACCUUAUUUUUAUACAAAUAUUUACCAGAAACAAAGAAGCGAACAUUUGAAGAAAUAACAAUGUCAUUUAGGUCACAUAUGCGGCAAAACACAAAACAACUACAAUCAGAUUCUAAUAAUUAUCAAACACUUGAUAUUGCUUAG
This is a messenger RNA of Didymodactylos carnosus, 723 nucleotides long. The record is from the annotation of a GenBank genome assembly. NCBI's taxonomy places the organism in Eukaryota, Metazoa, Rotifera, Eurotatoria, Philodinida, Philodinidae.